This is a messenger RNA of Rhodotorula graminis WP1, 1404 nucleotides long. RefSeq lists its product as uncharacterized. Gene Ontology annotation, molecular function: ferrous iron transmembrane transporter activity. The transcript is spliced from 16 exons. The coding region runs from base 102 to 1259 and encodes 385 amino acids. NCBI's taxonomy places the organism in Eukaryota, Fungi, Basidiomycota, Microbotryomycetes, Sporidiobolales, Sporidiobolaceae. The record is from RefSeq and is a predicted model, not a curated record. Gene Ontology annotation, cellular component: high-affinity iron permease complex; plasma membrane. Gene Ontology annotation, biological process: iron ion transmembrane transport.
CGCUUUUCCUCCUCCUCGCUCUUCGGUCAGCGCUACUCGGACCCGCCCCACCCAGCCCGACCGCCAGACGACACCCGCCGCCAACGAGCGCAACUGGCACCAUGGGCAACGUCUUCAGUGUCCCCAUCUUCAUCAUCACUCUUCGCGAGACGAUCGAGGCGGCCAUCAUCAUCUCCGUCCUGCUCGGUCUUGUCGAGUCGCUCGUGCAUGACAAGCCCGCCGACGGCGACGACGUCGUCGAGAAGCUCGACGCCGCCGAGCGCAAACGGUUGAUUCGGCGCAUGCGGCUACAGAUCUGGGCAGGCGCCCUCGCCGGUCUCUUCAUCGCGCUCUGCAUCGGCGCGGCCUUCAUCGCCGUCUUCUUCACGACCCUGUCCGACCUUUGGUCCAAGUCGGAGGAGAUCUGGGAGGGCACGUUCUCGCUCAUUGCUGCCGUCAUCAUCUUCGUCAUGGGCCUCACCAUGCUCCGCAUCGACCGCUCGAAGCUCAAGUGGAAGGCAAAGCUCGCCGGCGCGUUCGACAACAAGGUCGACACGUCGACCUUGACGGGCAAGGACAAGCGCGAGGCCCGCAGGUCCAAGUGGUCGCUCUUCCUCCUUCCCUUCAUCACCGUCCUUCGCGAGGGUCUCGAGGCGGUGGUCUUUGUCGGAGGAGUUUCGCUCGGUCAGACGGCAAAGGCGAUCCCGCUCGCCGCCAUCACGGGCAUCUUUGCCGGUCUCGUCAUUGGCUACCUCAUCUACGCCUCGGGCUCGCGCGUCAACCUCUCGAUCUUCCUCGUCAUCUCGACCAACGUCCUCUUCCUCCUCGGCGCCGGCCUCUUCUCGAAGUGCUUCGGCUUCUUCCAGAUCUACGCCUACAACCAUCGCGUCGGAGGAGACGUCGCAGAGGCCGGCAGCGGUCCGGGCUCGUACGACCCUACUACGGGCUUGGUCUGGCACGUCGCGUACGGCUCGCCCGAGAACAAGUUCGACACGCACGGCUGGUCCAUCUUCAACUCGAUCCUCGGAUGGACGAACAACGCCAACGUCGGCACCGUCGUCUCUUACUGCGUCUACUGGAUCGCCUGCAUCCUCUCCCUCGUCUACAUGAAGUGGUCCGAGGGCCGCACGACCAUCUUUGGCCUCAAGUCGGCCGCCUGGCACCGUCGCGCCGAACGCCGGGCCCGCGCCGACGAGAAGGAGCAGUCGUCGAGCCUCGAGAAGAAGGACUCGGUCGAGUCGCCCAUCGACGAGGAUCGGCAGUUUGCGUCGCACGUCUGAGCGUGGGCGAGGACGGCCUGAGCGAGCGAGUGAGCGGUCCUCGGCGAGGGAUUGCUCGCUAGCAAGGGAUGCAGGAGUGCGGGCAAGGGGUUCCGCAGUCAGUUUCAGCCUCGGUCUGACAAUUCAGCAGUUCUCUCGAUCCUCG